Panonychus citri (citrus red mite) is the source of this 548-nucleotide messenger RNA. RefSeq names its product sex-determining region Y protein-like. The transcript is spliced from 3 exons. The coding region runs from base 129 to 548 and encodes 139 amino acids. The record is from RefSeq and is a predicted model, not a curated record. NCBI's taxonomy places the organism in Eukaryota, Metazoa, Arthropoda, Arachnida, Trombidiformes, Tetranychidae.
CUUUCUUUUUCAAAUAUUCUAAAGACUUCAUCAUUAAACCCUUUCUAAAAAAUAUUUAAAUUCACUGGAUUAAUCACUGAAAAAGAACAUCAAUUUAUUCUUAAGAAAUUUAUCUUUUUUAUCUCAAAAUGGAAUCUCAAGAUCAAGAAAUUUAUCAAAAUUACGGAUUUAGCGUAAAUAUUGAAACAAAAACAACAAUCAAAAUCAACUGGUGUCCAAUUCCCGUCGAAAAUGAUUUUCCUCUCCAACAACAACAAUAUCAACAAGAUUCUUAUCAUCCUCAGCAACAAGAUUCUCAUCGUCCUCAACAACAAGAUUUUCAUCAACAUCAUCAACAAGAUUUUCAUCAACAUCAACAUCAACAACAACAAGCUUAUUCUCAACAACAACAAGAUCUUUCUCAACAACAACAAGAUUUUCAACACCAAAUUGUUAUCGACAAAAAAAGGACAGUGAAGAUAGUGAUGAUGAAGUUUUUUUCAAUUACAAAUUUGAUGAAUUUGAUCAAAAAGGCCAAUUUGAAGAAAUGGAUUAUUCCCAAGAAGUGA